AACCUAAAAAAAUUGAACAUGCCAUGUGUAUUUUAUAUUUGUACACCAACCUAUGAGCCCAUCAUUCCACAAUAUAAUAUUAAAAAUAUUGAUCGUUGGAAUUUUUUAAUCAAGAUUUCAUUUUAUAAUAUUCUUGAUGAAUGUUGAAAUAUACAAUAAAUUUCAUGGUUUCAAGUACCUAAUAAGAUUAAAGUUGGUAAAUCUGCAUGUCAAGUUUUGAGGUUAUGUUAUUGUGAUUUGUGAAAUGAAAUUUUUAGGUUAUGGACAAAUAAAAGGAAUAGAUAAAGUGUAUUACUUGAAUUACGUAAAAAUAAUGGAAAAAUGGCUAGAGAAAAUUGAUUUCAAUUUGGUUGAAUGUAUGUACAAUAAUAAAAAGCUUGAGAAGAACUCAGAACGUAAAAACAAUACAAUUACAAAACUUGAGAAAUUGGAAAAAUGGUUUGGAUCAGUACCAAGGUUCACCACGAUACGAGUCAACUCAUCUUCUGUCUCAUUGGAGACUGUUAUUGAUAUGAUCAAGAUGCAAUUGCAAAAGCAAGCCGAUUCAAGAGGCCGUAAAACAAUCCCAGAAGUGAAACAAGACCGUCUCUUGAAGGACUGUAUAGUGGUGGGAUGUUGGGAUGAACAGAGUUUGAACUUCGACCGACACCCAAUGGAAGCGAUUGUCGACAUGAAAUGUGGAGUCGCCAUUCUCAGAGGGGCUGACCUCUUCGCUCCAGGAGUGAUCGCUAUGUCGCCAGAAACGACAAUCGGGUCGAGGGUGAGUGUCUACGCGGAUUCGGCGCAGAAAUGUCUGUGGGGCCGAACGACUCCCUACACUGACCUUGACGAUAAGAUAUUUGUUGGCAACGGAAUAGCAGUGAUGACCAGGAAAGAGAUAUUUGCGGGCAGUACUGAAGACAAGAAAACUGGUAAAGCCAUCGAAAUGACAGAUAUUCCCAGUCGUGUAGCGUCAUUCAGCCUACCAGCCGAAUAUGGCAUCCUCCAGAACUACCCCUCCAUCCUAUGCUCUCAUGUUCUCAACCCUCAGCCUGGCGAAGUGGUGCUUGACAUGUGUGCAGCCCCAGGCAAUAAAACUACUCAUUUGGCGGCUCUUAUGAAACAUCAGGGAACCCUAAUAGCAAUCGACAGAUCCAAAAACAAAGUGGAAAAGCUGGCUUCCAACUGCCGAGUACUGGGCUGCGACUGGGUUCAAGCAUAUGUUUACAACUCGAUCGAAGCCCUAGAUAAACGGGAAACGAGAAACGUUGAAACGGGAGCAGUCGACAAAAGUGCAAGAAGAAACGUUAAACCGGGAACACUAGAGAAAUCUGAAACGAUAAACGCUGAAACGGGAGAACUAUACAAAAGUGGAACAAGAAACGUUGAAACGGGAGCACUAGACGAACGAGAGGCGAGUAACGUUGAAACGGGAACAUUAGAGAAAAGUGGAACAAGAAACGUUGUAACGGGAACACUUGACGAACUAGAAACGACAAAUUUGAAAACGGGAGAACUUGACAAAAGUGAUAGAAGAAACGUUGAACCGGGAGCACUAGAGACAUCUGAAACGAUGAAUAUUGAAACGAGAGCACUCGACAAACUAGAAACAAUAAACGUUAAAACGGGAGAACUUGAGAAAUCAGAAACGACAAACGUUGAAACGGGAACACUUGAACUAGAAACGGCAAACGUUGAAACGGGAACACUAGACACACGAGAAACGAAAACAGGAGAACAGAUUCUUUCAUCAGUCCUCAACGGCCCCCCACCUUACCCCGAAAACUCGUUCGACAAAAUCCUUUUGGAUGCCCCCUGCAGCGGAUUGGGUCAACGACCCCACAUCAAUACAUCAAUGACGGCAAAACACAUAAACUCCUACCCCAACGUUCAGAAACGUCUAUUCGAUACAGCCGUGUCACUUCUGAAGCCGGGAGGGUAUCUGGUGUACAGUACAUGCACAAUCCUAGUACAGGAAAAUGAAGGACUAGUUGAAUGGGCGCUGAGUAAUUAUGGGGGAGUGAUUGAGCUAGUUAGAGCUGAGCCUCUAGUUGGGUCAGAUGGUGUGAGAGCGGAUUUUAUGGUUGGGUCAUCUGGUAGUGAAUGGCCGGGAACUUCGCUGACUGAUGAUCAGAGGAAAUGUGUGCUGAAGUUUGGUCCAGAUAUGUCAGAUACCGACACUAAUGAACGUCUUCAUAGUGAUACAAUAGGGUUUUUUAUAGCUAAAUUCAGGAAACUACCUAGAUGACAAUAAAAUUGUUGAGAAUCAUGUGUAGUUCCUUCAUAUUAUACAACAUAAUGAUGUCCACAUGAGCACUUUUAUCUUGAGCGAGGUUAAUGGGAAGUGCCUGGGUGAUUUGCUAAGAUAAUCAAACGUCCAUGACUACCGGAGGGAUUCGAACCCAAGACCAGGUAGCGCAAGCAGACUGAAGGGUGCAACGUCUGAGUCAUCUCGGCCAACCUGCCCGAUAUUUUUCAUAAUUUAUCUACUAAAAACUUCAAACAACCUAUCUAAUCCUUUCUGAUUUU
Messenger RNA from Nilaparvata lugens (brown planthopper), 2508 nucleotides. RefSeq names its product tRNA (cytosine(72)-C(5))-methyltransferase NSUN6. Gene Ontology annotation, biological process: RNA methylation. Bases 245 to 2227 code for a protein of 660 amino acids. Lineage: Eukaryota; Metazoa; Arthropoda; Insecta; Hemiptera; Delphacidae. The record is from RefSeq and is a predicted model, not a curated record. Gene Ontology annotation, molecular function: RNA binding; methyltransferase activity. The transcript has 7 exons.